Anopheles merus is the source of this 1863-nucleotide messenger RNA. RefSeq names its product enhancer of split mbeta protein-like. Gene Ontology annotation, biological process: regulation of transcription by RNA polymerase II; regulation of neurogenesis; anterior/posterior pattern specification. The coding region runs from base 350 to 1096 and encodes 248 amino acids. The record is from RefSeq and is a predicted model, not a curated record. Gene Ontology annotation, molecular function: protein dimerization activity; RNA polymerase II cis-regulatory region sequence-specific DNA binding; DNA-binding transcription factor activity, RNA polymerase II-specific. The transcript has a single exon. Gene Ontology annotation, cellular component: nucleus. Lineage: Eukaryota; Metazoa; Arthropoda; Insecta; Diptera; Culicidae.
AUUUCCAUUCAUUCGUCCGACCAGAGAGGACAUACACACUACACACUCUAGCAUAACUACCAUAACGCGGUUCGGCGUUCGUCGUUUAACUGUCCUUUAACGCAAAAGUACGAGUUCGUGACGUUUGACUGCCAUCAAAACAUUGGCAGAACGAGAGAGAGAGAGAGAGCAAGAACAUCGGUGCAUUUAAAGUGAAGUGGGUGUUUGUGUGCAUCGGAAGCAAAGUGCAUUCUUCAAGAAUUGUGCAAGUGCAAGUGCAAAAAGCAGAAAAAACGAGCUCAAAGAGAGACUUCUCAGUGAAAGUGCCUUAGUGCAAACAACAAAACCACAACACACACAGAUAUACAAAAUGGAUUACGCAAACAUGGUGUCAGAGUCGGCCGGUAUUAACGGCAAACUGCAGGCGUCGCUCGAACCACUGUCCCGCACCUACCAGUACCGGAAGGUGAUGAAGCCGAUGCUGGAGCGGAAGCGGCGCGCCCGCAUCAACCGCUGCCUCGACGAGCUGAAGGAGCUGAUGGUGUCCGCGCUGCAGUCGGAGGGCGAAAACGUGGCCAAGCUGGAGAAGGCCGACAUCCUCGAGCUGACCGUGCGCCACCUACACAAGCUCCGCCGGCAGCAGCGGCUGGCCGCGAACCCGGUGCUCGAUGCGGACCGCUUCCGGGCCGGAUUCACCCAUGCCGCCAACGAGGUGUCGCGCUGUCUCGCCUCCACGCCCGGCGUCGACAUCAAGCUCGGCACGAAGCUGAUGACCCACCUCGGCCACCGGCUGAACGAUCUCGACAAAGUGUCCCCCCUGUCCGUGCACGUAGAGUCCAGCGGCAGCGGCAGCAGCAGCACCGGCAACAGUGGCAGCUCCCGCAGCCCAUCGCCUCCGAUCUCACCGUUCUCGGCCGCAUCGUCCUCGUCCGGCGAUGUCCCCAUGUACCAGAUGCCGCUGACCCCGCAGUCGUACCGCAGCGAGGAGUCGGGCCUGCUGGCACCCUCCACCACGCCGUCGCCGAACCCGAGCGAGUGCGACGACCACCACCACCACCACACCGGCGGUCUGCUCAAGAUCCAACAGUCCGGCGAAUCCGUCUGGCGGCCGUGGUAAAGCUCCCUCUACCCGGGCCACGCCAUCCAAACAAAACAAAACGAAAAGAAACCAAAUCUCUUCGAAUCCAUCGAUCUCACCACCCGGCACCCGGCAGUUGGAUAUUGUGCAACGACGACGACGACCGCGUUGUGGCACCGCGUUGGGGGAAAACAAACAGCAAAGGAACGGUUUGCAGCUUUAAAUAGUGUUUAGGAAGUUUAGUAGUGUAUUAAGCGUAUUAGUAGUCGAGUGAGAAGCCACCCGAUAAGGUUGUUCUUGUUGUAGUUGAAUUUGUUGCGAAGAACAAUAUUCAUUGUGAUAUUACUGUGUACACUGAGGAAUGCCAGCUCAAAGGAAACGUAACACGAAGCGCAGGAGAGUAAAAGUGGCGGAGGAAGCGAGAGAGAGAGAGAGAAAGAGAGACAGUGAGCUGGCUUCCCGCUUUUUUUUUCUUGUUUAGAUCUAUGCAUUUACAAAGCCCCAGUUUAGCAUUUAGAAAGCAAAGACUUGAAACGGAAGGAAAAGGGAUAGGAACAAACAGGAGCAGGAUGUACGACUUUUUCUUUAACUAUUUUUUGUGUUAGGAUUGUGAAGGAAAGGAGAAAAAAUUGCAAAGAUUUCCAUGAUGCAAUUGCUGUGAUUUCAAAAGGAAACAAAUCAAAAGGCCCAGUUAGGCGAUCGCAGCUACACGAGUUGGGACAGUGGAAGAAUGAUCAAUCUUAAAAAAAAAAGAUGUUGAAGAAAAAAAAAUACAUUGCUCAAACAAUGAUUCUUACAAAACAUAA